UGAGAAUAGGAUACCUAAUAAUACACCAAAAGAGACAUUGCAGACAUCAGCAAUGCAAUUAAAGUAAAAGCUGCAGCCUCCAAAGAGGGAAAUCGGUUACCUAGCGAGACUAAGGAUGAGAGAAAAUGAAGAUCUCCUGCCGGGGCUACCCUGGCACUUGACCGUGCAGUGUCUUGCAAGGGUGCCCCUCACAUCACUGUGGGGGGUAUCUCCAGCCUGGCAGGACCUGCUCUACACCUCCCACUAUUUCCAGCGCCUUCGUUCAAGCCUAGGAAUGCCAACAUUCGAUUGGCUCUAUGCGUUCCUCCGCACAGACGACGGCACACUCUGCUGGUUCGCAUACGAUCCUCUCGCCCUUAAAUGGCACCAACUCCCGCCCAUGCAGAACGACAUAGCCUUUUAUCUCGGCAGCCCUGAGCACAUUGUAGGCCGUUUCCAUACAGUACAGUGCGUUAGCACGCCCGGUAGACUGAUACUACUGGCCGGCUCCAAAGCCGUCGGAGGGGCUCGCACGCACCCUGCUCUCGACCGCCCGCUUAUUUUCGAGGCCGAGGAGCGGCGGUGGAGGAGCGGGGCGCCGUUCCGCGUGCCGCGAAAGUGGUGCGUGUGCGGCACGGCGGAGGAUAACAAGGUCUAUGUGGCCAGCGGGUGUGGCCCGGAAUGGGACAUGGCGAUUUCCAAGUCGGCGGAGAUUUAUGACGUGGAGGCAGAUGCUUGGGGCACCGCAGAGGCGUUGGGGUCGUCUAAGUUUAGCGGUGAGGCAAUCAGCGCUGUGGGCGUUGGGGGCAGUCUUCAUAUGGUGAGUGGGAAGGGCGUGAUGAUCAAGGACGGGGCGGUUUAUGAUCCCUCUCGCCGAGUCUGGUCUAAGAUGAGCCCUGCUCUUCUGGGCGGCUGGGACGGACCCUGUGUGGGAAUGGAUGGGCGCUUCUAUUCUGUUAAUGAAUCGGGCGGAAGUGGAAGGCUGAAGGCCUACGAUGAGGAGGAGGAGUCGUGGGUGAGCGUUGUGGAGAGCGAGCGGUUGAUCGGUGUGUCACAGUUGGCGGGUUCGCGAGGGAAGAUAUGCGGGAUAGUUGGAGGCGAAGAGGGGGAGAGAAGGGUUAUGGUUGUGGAUGUUGCGUGUAAGCGGGUUAUGGAAGUGGAGACUCCCAUGGGCCGCCCUAUCGCAAUCCAGGUGCUUGCCAGAAUGGGUUAGGAUAUCCUAUUCUUCUCCUCACAUUGGCCUUUACAGCUGGUUCUUAGUAUACUAAAAGUUUAUUGAGAAAUUGGAACUACUCAUCAAUUACUUUGUAUUAAAAAGAUAGAAUUACAGAAUUCAGGAUGUGUGGAAGUUUUGCAU
Cryptomeria japonica (Japanese cedar) is the source of this 1336-nucleotide messenger RNA. RefSeq names its product F-box/kelch-repeat protein SKIP25-like. Bases 116 to 1192 code for a protein of 358 amino acids. Gene Ontology annotation, molecular function: protein binding. The transcript has a single exon. Lineage: Eukaryota; Viridiplantae; Streptophyta; Pinopsida; Cupressales; Cupressaceae. The record is from RefSeq and is a predicted model, not a curated record.